AAAACUUUCCGUUGGCAACACUGAUUUAUGCCAGCGGUUGGCAACAGUGUGAGUCAGUUUCUCUUCGCGGCCCUUCCAAGCUUUUUUUAUUUAUCCAUUCAAUUUUGUAGUAGGCUUGGGUAGCAUUUUGACAAUCCCCCUAUUCCUGUUUAAGCGUCCCGCUUAAUAUUCUCCUAAUUUUCUCCGGAAAAUUAGACGAAAAUCCUAUUAAUAAAAGUUUUCGCGUCUGCCAAGUGUUGAGAUUUUUGGUGAAAAUGAAGCGCAAAGGUUCCAAAAGGAGUAGCAAAUUAGAGGACGACAAUGUCCAAACCGAAGACGAGCCUCAAGAGAAAAGAGGCAGGAAAAAAUCCAGAGCUUCCGAGCCCCAUCAUUCAGAUGAUGAAAGUCUGAGCCCUAGUACAAGUAAUGGAAGCCCGGACAAAAAAGGUCGCAGAUCCGGACGACAAUCCUUGCCCAAAAAAACUCACGACGAAGAUGAAGCUCAGUCUUCGGAUGAUGAAGUGCUUGCCACCAAAGUUAGUCCAAAUGGUGAUGCUUCAGAGAAGAAGAAAAAGGAAAAAAAGAAAAAAUCAAAAGGCAAACCAUCUAAGAAGAAACAAGCCGAAGUAACUGAGGAGUCUGGGGAGUCUUCAGAUGAUGAUGAAGUGCUUGCCACCAAAGUGAGCCAAAAUGGUGAUACUCCAGACAAGAAGAAAAGUAAAGUCAAAAAAUCAAAAAGCAAACCUACUAAAGGGAAACAAGCCAAAGAGGCUGAAGAUGAGGAGUCCACUGCAGAAAAGGAUCCUCUCGCCGACGAUGACGAGGAAGGAGGGGACGAUUCAGAGUAUGAGGUCGAGAAAAUAAUCGAUAAAAAAAUCACAAAAGGUGUCACAUCUUAUCUAAUAAGAUGGAAAGGAUACGGACCAGACAGCGACACCUGGGAACCUGAAAAUACUCUCGAUUGUGCAGAAUUGAUCGAGGACUUCAAAAAGAAACAAAAAUCGAAAUCGAAAAAGGACGAUAAAGCUGGUAAAAAGAAAAAACCCUCCAAAAAAGAUGAUGAACCAGAAGAGUCCUGGGAUGAAAACGAAGAUUUCGAGGUUGAUCGAAUUCUUGAUGUUUACUUUCACAAAAAUGGCAAAAAGGAUUUUUUGGUUUCAUGGAAAGGGUAUGGUUCUUCGGCAAACUCUUGGGAACCUGAAGACAACAUGGACUGCAAAGACUUAAUCGCGAAAUACAUGGAAAAAGUAGAUAAAGCGAGACAAUUUGAGAGCAAGGAAACAAGACUAAGAGAAAAUCCUAAAAAGGUUGCUAGACUGACUAUUGAAAUGCACAGUUCGGAGAGGAAAUUGAGUAGAAGACACCGAGGACAAGGUGGAAGGAGACACUACUUUGAUGCUGAAUAGUUAUAAAACUAUUACCACUGCCCCCUUAUUUUGUUUUGUAAUUUUAAUUUUCAGUUUACCACAAUUAUUCAUCAGCUAAACCAUUUUAAUUGCAAGCCUUUGGAAACGUUUUUACAAUAUUAUUGUAACUUCUUAUUCAGAAUCUCAAUUCAUAAAAAAAUCUUCUACAAGGAGAAAAGUUUAUUAUUACAAAUCCUAAUACUAACACCAUAAUAUAAUCUGAUAAUUUGGUAUUUUUUAAAAAAUUGUUAUCAAUAGGUAUAAAAUGUAACUAAGUGAAAGAUUAUUGAAAUGUAUGAGUUUUGUAGGAAAUUCGUUGUAAACAUUUUGAGCUGAGUCAUUAGUUUUUCUUAAAAUGGUUUGGCAAGAUUAAAUGUGGUUUUGUGUGCGUUUUUGGGGCUUGCAGUCUUGAUUAUUAGGAUAUUUGAGCCUAGGGAACAAAAUCCUGGGAUCUCGUAAUUCAGAAGAAUAAAAUAAAAUAAUUUUCUCUUAUACUGGUUUAUUUUUAAUUCCAGGAUUGCAAACCCUAGCAGCGUUUUUAGAAUUAGGCAUGUUUUCCAACAAAGAAAGGCCAUACAAAUGGCAUAAUUGUUUCACAAUUUAUUUUUUGCUCAAGGCAUGUUUAUUAUGUACCUAAGUUUGUAACUAAAUUUGUUGAAAGAUUUGGUAGUUAAAAUUCUUGAUUUUUUGU
This is a messenger RNA of Ceutorhynchus assimilis (cabbage seed weevil), 2076 nucleotides long. The record is from the annotation of a GenBank genome assembly. NCBI's taxonomy places the organism in Eukaryota, Metazoa, Arthropoda, Insecta, Coleoptera, Curculionidae.